AUGACGGACUGGGAGGAGGACCAGGCUCAGCCAGAGGAACUGAGGUCUGUGUCCUGGCAGAGCGAGAGCGUCAUGUUUUCAGUCUCCAGAGAGAAGAUCUAUCUUUCAGGCAAGGUGUUUGUCUUCCCUAGAAGCGGUGUAAGUGGCAGAAGUGAUUAUAUGAAACUACACACAACUAAAACCACACUCAACUCUGCAACUGUCUGUUUCAGAUUCAUCACAGAUAUCACCCAGGGCUACAGCCUCUUCUCUUUGUCUACUCCCAUGCACAAAAACGCCUUUCUUCUGUAUAAACCCAAAGAUGAUGUCAUCAAGGUGCAUGUUAACGACUUGACCACAGACUUCCUGUCCUUGCCGUCUCCCCCAAACACCUGGCACAGCAUGUGUACUACCUGGAGCUCUAACAACGGACUUUCUCAGUUGUUUGUGAACGGCAAGCUGACCAUCAAGAGAUUCGUAUCGUUUAAGAAGCCCAUCACUGGAGUACCCAGCAUCAUCCUGGGCCAAGAGCAGGAUGAAUAUGGUGGGGGUUUUGAUGCAAAACAGGCUUUCACUGGGAUGAUUUCUAAAGUCCACAUGUGGGAUUAUGUCCUCUCAACCACUGAGCUCCGAGCCUACGAGAAGGGUGAAAACUUCACACCAGGGAAUGUGCUCAACUGGAGAGCCCUGGAUUUUGAUCCAUCAGGACUGGCUUCGGUGGAUGAAGAUCCUGAAUAUGUUGUAAAAUGCCCUUAAAUA
Molecule: messenger RNA, 738 nt
Organism: Scomber scombrus (Atlantic mackerel)
Lineage: Eukaryota; Metazoa; Chordata; Actinopteri; Scombriformes; Scombridae
Product: C-reactive protein-like
Exons: 3
Coding region: 1-735 (244 amino acids)
Source: RefSeq, a predicted model, not a curated record